UUUCUAAAGCUCAUGAUGAUGUACCAGACAAAAACCUUAUGUUAAAGCAUGAAGACUCAAAGUCAAAAACAGAAAUGCAAGUAAAGAAACAAAGAACUACCCGAAAUGAAACACUUAUUAUUCAUGAUAAUAUGACAGAUGAAAAUCCUGUGCUUGAGCAUCAAGAGUCAAUGUCAAAAAUCCAAUUGCAAGUAAAGGAACAAAAAAUUGCUAAAGGGGAAAGACUCAGUACUCACAAUAAAGUACCAGAAAAUUUUAUGCUUGAGCCUCAAGAUUCAAUGUCAAAAACCCAUCUGCAAGUAAAGAAAAAAAGAACUUCUAAAGGGGAAAGAGUCAGUAUUCAGGAUGAAGUAACAGAUGAAAAUCAUAUGCUUCAGCAUCAAGACUCAAUAUCAAAAUCAGAAAUUCAAGUGAAGAAACAAAGAACUCACAAAAGGGAAAGACUUAGUACUCAUGAUGAUGUGCCAGACAAAAAUCUUGUGCUUAAGUACCAAGAUUCAGUGUCAAAACAUCAAAUACAAGUACAGAAACAAGUAACUUCCAGAGAGAAAAAACACAUGACCUUUGAUGAAGUACAAGAUGAAAAUCUUAUGCUUAAACAUCAAGACUCAGUGUUAGAAACCCAAGUACAAAAAACUUCCAUGGAGGAAAUACUCAGUAAAAAGCCAGGUAUGUCUUGUGCUCCUGAAAAUACUGGCCUUAAGAAGAAGAAGUCAGGGCCUGGCACUUCAGGGAUUGUCCCUGUUAAAAAUGAAGCAACCUCAGAACUUUCAGACACAGCAGAUCGUCCAGCAAUAUAUACAUCAAUUAGUGAUCUAAUACAUCAAUUAGAUUUAAACAAAGUCAUAGCAGAAACAGUAAAACCAAGUCUUCAGCUUCUCCCUAGAAGGAACAUGUCCACAACUUUUACAGCUGCCACUUGA
Lontra canadensis (Northern American river otter) is the source of this 923-nucleotide messenger RNA. RefSeq names its product coiled-coil domain-containing protein 7-like. The record is from RefSeq and is a predicted model, not a curated record. The transcript has 10 exons. Lineage: Eukaryota; Metazoa; Chordata; Mammalia; Carnivora; Mustelidae. Bases 39 to 923 code for a protein of 294 amino acids.